UUAAAAUCUCGACUAAACACGCUCCUUGAUACUCCCUAUAACCCCUAGAUAGUAUCUACCAUUUCUCGAAAAUUUUGAAAAAAUAACAAAAAUUUAGAUCUCGCAUAGAAUUACAAUCACAUUUUUUAAUUUUCUAAUUCUAUUUGAAGUCAAAAUUCUGAUUAUUUUUUCAAAUUUCCUAUCUUUCUUUCUCUCACUCUGUUUCCAGUUCCCCCGAUAAUCAAAGCCCUCAUCUUUCUCUCCUCUUGGCGGCGACUUCAUCUCCGUUUGUCUCAUUUCCGGCGAGUCUCUCUCCGCACUCCAUCUCAUCUUCUCCUUAAUCAACUUAGUUGUCUUUCUCCGCGGCUCCGUCUGUCAAGGGAUUGGUGUUGGUGUGCCUGCUUUUAACUGCGUUCAUCUUCUGCCUUGCUUGUUGCGUGCUUGCUGCAGUCCAUUUCAUUGUAGGAGCCAAAACACCACCUAAAACAUGACUCUUGUGGUGACUCACUGUGUUACUGCAGUUCCAACAUACCCAAUCUAUAAGCAUCGACAUAAACCUCCUCGGUCUUUCUCUCUGCGCAUCUUAUCAAAAUCAAAUCAAGUUUCAGAUGUUAAAACUCCGCAGUCCACCUCUUAUACUAUCGAGCCAAUAAGAGAGUGUGAGUGCUUCAAUAUGUACAAGCAGCAGGUUCCUUAUAGUCAGGCAUGGGCUUGGCAGAAGAGCAUAGUUGAGGAGAAAAAAGCUAUGAUAGAAAAGAAUGAUUAUUGCCCAGACUCAUUGUUCGUUCUUCAGCAUCGUCCUGUGUAUACCUUGGGAACUGCUAGUUCUGAACAGUUCCUUAAUUUUGAUAUCAAGGACCCACCCUUCGAUGUUUAUCGAACUGAACGUGGCGGCGAGGUUACAUAUCAUGGUCCGGGUCAGAUAGUUAUGUACCCUAUUAUGAAUCUACGAAAUCACAAGAUGGAUCUUCAUUGGUACCUCAGGUCACUUGAGGAGGUGAUCAUCCGUGCUUUAUCAAAGACAUUCUGUAUCAAGGCAUCUCGGCUUGAGGGCCUCACUGGUGUUUGGCAUGGAAACCAGAAACUGGCAGCCAUUGGAAUACGAGUCAGCCAGUGGAUAGCAUAUCAUGGCUUAGCAGUGAAUGUGAACCCAGACUUGACCCAUUUUCGUUGGAUCGUACCUUGUGGGUUACAAGGCUAUCAGGUUGGAAGCGUUAAAAGCUUGCUUGAGGAAUUUCAUACGUCUGCCGACUGUGGAGGAGCAGAUCUACCUGAUCCCGAUGAUUGUCAGCUACUUGAUCUUACUUGUAGAUCUUUGAUCAAUGAGUUUUCUGAAGUUUUUGAGGUUAGAAUCAAUUAUGAAACCAUGUCAAGGUUGGAUUUACAAGCCGUCUGAAUCUGAAGGUGAAACUAAUUUAGUUGAGGCUACAUUUCUAAAUCCUUUGCCGAUUUGAAAUAGACAUGGCUGUCGAUGCUCUCUGAGUGUUUUAAAGAGUCUUGUGGUGACAGCAACCGAGCAUUAGAGCAGGAUUACGUAGUGCUACGUUUACAUCCUUAGAAAUCACAACCUUGCAUACUCUCCUGAGUAUUAUAUAGAUAGCAUUCAAUUCCCGAUGGAGGUUCUUAAGCGUACUUGGAUUGAAAUUGGUAGAGCUCUCAACUUGUAGUUGGUUAUGCACGUUAUAAUAUCUACAUGAGAAGAUUAAGGUUCCAAUCCUUGCUUCCCCCUACCAUGGAAUUUGCUAAGUUCUUUGCAAGAUCAACUUGUAAUCUGCAUAUAUCUGUGCAUGAUGAUUCCUUUCUAUUGAUUAAAGGUUUAUUUUUUGUUU
This is a messenger RNA of Pyrus x bretschneideri (Chinese white pear), 1808 nucleotides long. Its product is annotated as octanoyltransferase LIP2p, chloroplastic. The record is from RefSeq and is a predicted model, not a curated record. Bases 467 to 1375 code for a protein of 302 amino acids. Lineage: Eukaryota; Viridiplantae; Streptophyta; Magnoliopsida; Rosales; Rosaceae. Gene Ontology annotation, biological process: protein lipoylation. Gene Ontology annotation, cellular component: mitochondrion. The transcript has 6 exons. Gene Ontology annotation, molecular function: lipoyl(octanoyl) transferase activity.